This is a messenger RNA of Moneuplotes crassus, 534 nucleotides long. The record is from the annotation of a GenBank genome assembly. Lineage: Eukaryota; Ciliophora; Spirotrichea; Euplotida; Euplotidae.
AAACCUUAGUAGACCAGUUAGCUCCCACCUCAAACUCCUUCCUUGACAAAGAAGAUGAACGUGAGAAAUAAAAUCCUUCAGAUAUCAGGAAGGUACUACCUGCCUAAAGAGACUGAAGAGAUUAUCACCAAGAACAUCAAGCUACUCAAGCACAAAGACGAGGAUGUGCCUAAAGACGAGAAACAAUGGAAAGCCAAUAUGAAGAGAGUCGUUGAACUCAGCAUGGGUAUCCAGAGAGAACUAGAAGAGGUCAAGCAAGAUACAGACUUUACUGACUGGAGAAAUUACAAUUUUAAAAAUAGAAUCAAGACUAGACCUAAGGAACUUAAUAAGAAGUACUAUAUAGAACAUGUACAAGGAAAGAAAGACACAGGGUUGCUUGCAAAACCUUUGGAAGAUCCUAAUUUGACCUUUCAUGAGCCAGAUAAGGGUCCUGGGAAGCCUGCAGAAUUUAGAACAAUGCAAUCCCCAAGUAAGGGGAGGAGAUAUAAGAUUAGAUCUCAAGAUUACUUGAAUUUCGCUAACUUUCAAUAA